AUGGCCGCUAAACAAUACAAGCUCGCUCCCGCUUACAAGCCCGUCCCCCACCUUCUCAACUUCACCAUCUCCAACACUCUUAAGUGGAGUCCUAUUUUGACCUUCUGGGGUGGCUCCGCGCUUGUUGGCGUUCUUUUCUUUGCCGACUCUAUUCCUCGUCUCCAGCGCGACAUUUUCCAGUACAUCCCCCUCAUUGGUUCUGCUUAUGUUAAGAACGUUCCUGCUUCUGACUCUCCUUUCUAA
Magnusiomyces paraingens is the source of this 243-nucleotide messenger RNA. RefSeq lists its product as uncharacterized. The record is from RefSeq and is a predicted model, not a curated record. NCBI's taxonomy places the organism in Eukaryota, Fungi, Ascomycota, Dipodascomycetes, Dipodascales, Dipodascaceae. Bases 1 to 243 code for a protein of 80 amino acids. Gene Ontology annotation, biological process: mitochondrial electron transport, ubiquinol to cytochrome c. The transcript has 3 exons.